UUUCAUAAUCUUGUUGCAUGUUUAACUAAAUCAAUAUGGCCCGAAUGAACCGCCCAGCUCCUGUGGAAAUCACCUACAAGAACAUGAGAUUCCUGAUCACACAUAAUCCAACCAAUGCAACCUUAAACAAAUUUAUAGAGGAACUUAAGAAAUACGGUGUUACCACAGUGGUGAGAGUGUGUGAAGCUACUUAUGACACUGCUCCGGUGGAAAAAGAAGGCAUUCAGGUUUUGGACUGGCCCUUUGAUGACGGUGCUCCACCAUCCAACCAGAUUGUUGAUGAUUGGCUAAACCUCCUCAAAGUUAAAUUUCGUGAAGAACCUGGUUGUUGUAUUGCUGUACACUGUGUUGCUGGUCUUGGAAGAGCUCCAGUCUUAGUUGCUCUUGCACUGAUAGAAUGUGGAAUGAAGUAUGAAGAUGCAGUGCAGUUCAUAAGACAGAAGCGGCGUGGAGCUUUCAACAGCAAGCAACUUCUGUACUUGGAGAAAUACCGCCCCAAGAUGCGUCUGCGCUUUAAAGACUCCAACGGUCACCGAAAUAAUUGUUGUAUUCAGUAAAGCUCAACAGCCUAUAGUACUUCUUUGGAAAUAAAGGAUGGAAACUAGAAUUAAACAGACUGCAUGCCAAAGACAUCAGUCUGGUAUUUUUUAGUAGUAAAGGAAGCUUCCUUAGGAGUAUUUAUUAGGCUAAAGGCUCAGUAGAAAUGCAACUUCUAUGUUUAGAUAAAUAUCUGUCUAUGGAGACCCAGUAAAUGUUUUUGCUGUACCCUGUUUCUGAGCUGUCUCCUUGUUCAUUAAUUAUCAGAUCAAAUAUCCUUUAAUCAUGCCAUUGAGUCUUACUGACCUAGUUUCAACUACUAUAAAUUGGGGUACUAAAAUAAAUCAAUCUGUAGAGAGAUUAGGUGCCAAAAUACCCAGCAUAUCAGCUACAUGUUUUUCCUUAAAAUGGGCAUAGUUCUGAUGAUGUGAGAACUACCAGCUUAUCUGGACCUUACUAUCUUUUUUUCUACAGUCAUUUCAAUAUUGAAGAAUAUGGCCUCUAAAGUAGUCUUGCCUGCUCACGGUAUGUUUUGUCUCCCACAAUCGCACUAGAAUUAUCAAGAUUUGCACAGUCUGUCUUUUUAAUACUAUGAAUUACAGCAACUUUUUACCCCUGCAUCUGUACUUUUCUGUUACCUGAACCUCUCCAUAUUACAAGUCAUUACUCUGGUUAUUCAUGUAGAAGAUCUUUUAAAUUGUACAGAAGCACACAAGUCUUUAAUGUCUCCAGACAAAAAGCCUUACAGUAAAAUUAAUGUUGGCACUUCAUGUGCAACUUAACAGAGGGCCUGAAAAGGUUGGGAGGGGCUAUUUAAUAUUUCUAGUAAAAUGUUGCCUUUGUCUUGUGCAGGAAGUAUAGAAUAUGCCCUUUACUUUAGUAAAUAUUUUUUUAAAACGUAGAAAUGCUUUGUUAUUGUAGCUAAAAAUUCUUAAUCAGAAAAUUUCUGAAAAAUCUUGUAGUUUUCUUUUACUGUACUUAUUGAGAGUUGUUUACCAACUAUUGUUUUGUUGAAAGUGUGAUCUUUUUCUUUUCUUUUCUUUUCAUUUUUCCUCCUUGAGUUUCUGCUGUGACUUGGGCAGACCUCUGUAAUAUUUUGUAUGCCUUUCAAGCUGCGUAACUUAAUAUUUGGAUACUUGAUAAUUUGUUUUAUUAUGUAAUUGAUAAAAUGGUGAUGUGUAUUAAUGUUAGUUCAACCAUAUAUUUAUACUGUCUUGGGAAUGUGUGGUUAUAGUUCUGUGGGAGAAAUACUUUGCCAGUGUUCACCAGCUUGUAAAAUCUAGUGCGAGAGCUUAAAACAUCUAAAUAAAGACUGAAAUGCACUUA
Zonotrichia leucophrys gambelii is the source of this 1863-nucleotide messenger RNA. It is a transcript of the gene PTP4A1, whose product is annotated as protein tyrosine phosphatase 4A1. Gene Ontology annotation, molecular function: protein tyrosine phosphatase activity. Lineage: Eukaryota; Metazoa; Chordata; Aves; Passeriformes; Passerellidae. The record is from RefSeq and is a predicted model, not a curated record. Bases 36 to 557 code for a protein of 173 amino acids. The transcript is spliced from 5 exons. Gene Ontology annotation, biological process: protein dephosphorylation; positive regulation of cell migration. Gene Ontology annotation, cellular component: cytoplasm; nucleus.